AAGCUACCAGCCAUCUUCCAGCAUCUCCACCUCGCCGUUCCCGUUCCCCGCAUCACCUCACAGGCGCGAGAGCCAGCGGAUAGCUGCUCGCCGCCGUCUCGCUUCCGGCGAUCGCCGCAGGGUUCGAUCCAUAGGCUCUCCGUCGACGGUCAUGGUGAUCCUUGCCCGCACGCCGGGCGGCGCCUCCAGCCCGCUCCGGAGGUCCUCGCCUAGGGUUCCUCGGGAGACGGCCUCGCCGCCCUCCGACCCCAUCCUCCCAUACCUCAGGUCUAUCAGCAGGGCCAUGGAUGAGCUCGGGACAGGGUCACAGUGUGACGCAGCAGCUUUAGAACGCCUCAAGUGUUACUUGACCGAAUGCAUUAAAAAAUAUGGGGAUGAGUACCAGUACUCCACUGACCCACGACUCCUCAACAUCUGGAUUCUCUAUGCGGAUGUAACUGAGGCCUUCCCCAAGGUUUACAAACAGCUGGAGGAUAAAAGAAUGUUCUUGGAGCAUGCACUGCUCUAUGAAUCAUAUGCAUUGCAUCUCUGUGCUGAGGGGAAAGUGCAGGAGGCUGAUAAGGUGUAUGCGACCGGUAUCUCCAGGAAAGCGGAACCCCUGGAUCAUUUGAAGAAAACACACUUAACAUUUUUGAAACAUUUGGAGCAUUUUGUAGAAGAGGAAGAUGUGGAUGCACAGCCAUCUAAAAAGCAGAAGAAUGAACCUAGCGUGGUAGAUCCAUGGUCUGCAUCUACUAGGAACACUUUACUGGAAAAAAUUAACAGUGACCUCAGGAAGUUUGCUGGAUACUACAAGAGUAACAAGGUCUACUACGGAAAGGUGGCCUUAACUUCUUCGCUGAAUAUUUUAAGAAACAAGGUCAUUGAGUUAGGUGGCAGAAAGUAUCAGAUCAAAGGAUCUCCUGGCACUGGUGCUUUUGCUAAAGUAUACAAAGCAACUGUUGAUGGUAAUGCAGAAGAAAUGGUUGCUUUGAAGAUUCAGAAUCCCCCAUUUCCUUGGGAAUUUUACAUGUAUCGCCAACUUGAUAUGCGUAUAUCUGAAGUUGAGCGACCAAGCUUCGGAUAUGCUCACGAAAUCCAUAUCUUCUCUGAUGUCAGCGUGUUAGUCUGUGAUUACCUGCCGUAUGGAACCCUUCUGGAUGUUAUAAAUUCCCACUUAGUAGUCGGUCGGUACAUGGAUGAGGUCCUGUGCAUGUAUUAUACCAUCGAGAUGCUGAAGAUGCUGGAAACACUGCAUAGUGUUGGCAUAAUCCAUGGUGAUUUCAAACCUGAUAACAUGCUUGUUUGCUACCUAAGUGGACAUAUAACAGAAGAGACCUUCAGAAGCGAAACAAGGGACGAGCAGAAUCAGGGGCUCUGCCUUGUUGACUGGGGUCGUGGCAUUGAUCUGAAUCUUUUCCGCGCCGGCACGGAGUUCCACGGGGACUGUGGAACGUCAGGAUUCCGCUGCGUCGAGAUGCAGGAGGAUAGAAACUGGACGUAUCAGGUCGACACAUACGGCCUCUGCGCCAUCGUGCACAUGAUGCUACACGGGGCAGAGAUGAGCGUCCAGAAGGUGCCCAGGGCAGGCGGGGGCUACGAAUACCAGCCGAGGCUGCCGUUUAGAAGGUACUGGAACGUGGAGCUGUGGAGGAAACUCUUCACCAUGCUGCUGAACGCGCCCUCCAACGGCAGUGACGUGACGGCGCUCCGGGGCCUGCGCGCGUCCUUCCGGGAGCACAUGUGCAGCGACCGGCAGCUCGUCGGCAAGCUGAACCAGCAGCUGGCGAAGCAGAAGGCCUCCCUGUGCUCGUCCUGAUAAGAUGAGGCGCACCGGCCGACGUAUCCCAUGCCGUGUUGUGAGUUGUGACAGUCCCCGGGGAGCCCUCCCCGUCUAAUCCCGAGCACUGCUGGUGCCUGCGAUCCCCAUGUAAUGUAUCUCCUACUAGCGUGAACGGAAAAUCUGUCACGUCAGUUAAGUUAUGGGGUAUCUAUCUAUCUAUCUGUCUAAACGAAA
Molecule: messenger RNA, 1996 nt
Organism: Setaria italica (foxtail millet)
Lineage: Eukaryota; Viridiplantae; Streptophyta; Magnoliopsida; Poales; Poaceae
Product: mitotic checkpoint serine/threonine-protein kinase BUB1
Exons: 14
Coding region: 152-1798 (548 amino acids)
Biological process (GO): meiotic sister chromatid cohesion, centromeric; mitotic spindle assembly checkpoint signaling; protein phosphorylation
Molecular function (GO): protein kinase activity; ATP binding
Source: RefSeq, a predicted model, not a curated record